Messenger RNA from Phaeoacremonium minimum UCRPA7, 6957 nucleotides. Its product is annotated as putative myosin type ii heavy chain protein. The transcript is spliced from 3 exons. The record is from RefSeq and is a predicted model, not a curated record. Gene Ontology annotation, molecular function: ATP binding; cytoskeletal motor activity; actin filament binding. Gene Ontology annotation, cellular component: myosin complex. The coding region runs from base 1 to 6957 and encodes 2318 amino acids. Lineage: Eukaryota; Fungi; Ascomycota; Sordariomycetes; Togniniales; Togniniaceae.
AUGAGGCGGACCCCCGAUGUCGUCAAGGGCAUUGAGGGCGAGAAUGAUUUUUCCGGGAAGCGUUACGUGUGGCUUAAGGACCCACAGAGCGCUUUCGUGAAGGGCUGGGUCGUACAGGAGUUGGGAGGAAAUAGGAUAUUAGUACAGUGUGACGACGGAAGUCAACGAGAAGUCGAUGCCGAGAGUGCAGACAAGGUCAAUCCUGCAAAGUUUGACAAGGCAAACGACAUGGCCGAGCUCACACACCUUAAUGAAGCAUCCGUCGUGCACAACCUGCAUAUGAGAUACCAAGCAGAUUUGAUAUACACUUACUCGGGUCUUUUCUUGGUGACAGUCAAUCCGUACUGCCCAUUGCCCAUCUAUACGAAUGAGUACAUCAAUAUGUAUAAGGGCCGGAAUCGAGAGGACACCAAACCACACAUCUUCGCCAUGGCCGAUGAGGCUUUCCGAAACCUCGUCGACGAAGGCGAAAACCAGAGUAUUUUGGUUACUGGAGAGUCUGGUGCAGGAAAGACCGAGAAUACCAAGAAGGUUAUCCAGUAUCUCGCCGCGGUAGCCCAUUCAGAUGCGCCAGUUAAGAAUCGCGGCCAACACUCCAACCUAUCUGCUCAAAUCCUCCGGGCAAAUCCGAUUCUGGAGGCCUUCGGGAAUGCACAGACUGUCAGAAACAACAACUCGUCUAGAUUUGGCAAGUUCAUUCGUAUAGAAUUCACAAACACGGGAUCAAUCGCUGGCGCCUUCAUCGAUUGGUACCUUCUUGAGAAAUCGCGCGUUGUACGCAUUAAUAACAAUGAGCGGAACUACCAUGUCUUCUAUCAGCUACUUAAGGGAGCUGAUCGACGCCUGAAGCAAGAUUUCCUGAUUGAUGGUCUCGACGUCGAAGACUUCGCCUACACUCGUGAUGGCCAAGAUACGAUCACUGGCGUAUCGGAUCGAGAGGAAUGGGAUUCCUUGAUGGAAGCGUUCGGUGUGAUGGGCUUCUCAGACAAGGAGCAGAGUUCAAUUCUGCGUACCGUGGCAGCAGUUCUUCACCUAGGAAACAUCACUGUGAUGAAGGAAAGCAGAUCCGCAGAUCAAGCACGCCUAGCGCCUGAUGCAAAGCAGGUUGCUGAUCGAGUGUGCAAACUUCUUGGAGUGCCGCUAGAGCCAUUUCUCCAGGGUCUCCUACACCCUAAAGUCAAAGCCGGCCGCGAAUGGGUCGAAAAGGUUCAAACACCAGAACAAGUACGGCUCGGAGUCGAUGCCCUUGCAAAGGGUAUCUAUGAACGUGGAUUCGGAGAUUUGGUGACAAGAAUCAACCGUCAACUAGAUCGAACUGGUAUGGGACUGGAUGAUUCCCACUUCAUUGGAGUUCUGGACAUUGCUGGCUUCGAAAUAUUCGAAGAGAACAGCUUCGAACAACUCUGCAUCAAUUACACCAACGAGAAGCUUCAGCAAUUCUUCAAUCACCACAUGUUUGUCCUAGAACAAGAGGAAUACGCCAGAGAACAGAUUGAAUGGCAGUUCAUCGACUUUGGUCGCGAUCUUCAACCAACUAUCGAUCUCAUCGAGCUACCCAACCCGAUCGGUAUCUUCUCAUGUCUUGAUGAAGACUGUGUAAUGCCCAAAGCAUCAGAUAAGUCUUUCACUGAGAAACUCCAUUCCUUAUGGGACAAGAAAUCUCCGAAAUAUCGAUCGUCACGGCUGCGGCACGGUUUCGUCCUCACCCAUUACGCCGCUGAAGUCGAAUAUUCGACUGAAGGAUGGCUAGAGAAGAACAAAGAUCCCUUGAAUGACAACAUCACGCGAUUGCUCGCUGCGUCAACUGACAAGCACAUUGCGACCCUCUUCGCUGACUGCGCCGAUACGGACGACGACAUUGGCGGUGUGCGGAGCAGAGUGAAGAAAGGACUCUUCCGCACAGUAGCUCAGAGGCACAAGGAGCAGCUAUCGAGCCUGAUGGCACAACUUCACUCGACCCAUCCACAUUUCGUAAGGUGUAUUCUACCAAACCACAAGAAACGGCCAAAGCAGUUCAACAGUCUCCUCGUCCUUGAUCAGCUGAGGUGCAACGGUGUCCUAGAGGGCAUCCGUAUUGCCCGCACUGGUUUCCCCAAUAGGCUGCCUUUUGCUGAGUUCAGACAGCGAUAUGAAGUCUUGUGCCGUGACAUGCCCAAGGGGUAUCUAGAAGGACAAGCCGCAGCAGCUAUUAUGCUCGACAAGCUUGGUUUGGAUAGAGCCCUAUUCCGAGUAGGCCUGACAAAGGUCUUCUUCCGAGCAGGAGUGCUUGCAGAGCUGGAAGAGCAACGUGAUACGCUUAUCACGGAAAUCAUGUCUCGUUUCCAGUCUGUUGCUCGUGGCUAUAUGCAGCGGCGAGUCGCCUAUAAGCGACUGUAUCGUGCAGAAGCAACAAGAGUCAUCCAGCAAAAUUUCCGCGUGUACCUCGACCUAUGUCAAAACCCUUGGUGGCAACUACUUGUUAAGAUGAAGCCCUUGCUAGGUGCCACCAGGACAGCUUCUGAGGUGAAGAAGCGAGAUGAACUCAUUCGUCAACUCCAUGAGAAGAUGCGACAAGAAACCACAGAUCGUCAACGACUUGAGGAUGAAAGGCGAAACGUCCAUACGGAGAUGCUGAGGAUUCAACAGACCCUCGAAAGUGAACGCGCUCUAGCACUAGAUAAGGAAGAGAUCUUCAAACGAUUACAGCUCCGAGAGGCAGAGUUAGAAGACAAAUUGGCUGGUGCCAUCGAAGACGCUGAGAAGUUGGAGGAUCAGCUUGACGAUCUUCUAGACUCCAAGAAGCGUGCCGAAGAUGAGGUCGAGAAGUACCGCAGCCAAUUGGAGCAGGCAGCGGCUCUAAUUGCUCGCUUGGAGGAAGAGAAGACCGAGCUUGCCGGCCGCGUUAGCGAUCUAGAACAAGCCAUCGAAGAUAUCUCCCAACGACAGUCAGAACGAAGUCAACAGGAGGCCGCCCUAGAGGACGAAGUACAUAUGCUCCAAAGUCAACUAGCUCUCAAGGACCGAAAAGCCCGCGAUCUCGAAGGCAAACUGCUGAAGAUUGACCAAGAUGCCGAGGUCAAAUUAGUGGCGGCCCAGAAAGAACUCCAAAACUAUAGAACUCGUGAACAAAAGCUGAUUGCCGAGAAUCGUGAUGUCCAGCAUCAACUGUCGACUCUAUCUAAAACGUCUACCGACUAUGAAGACCUAGUUCGGAAAAAGGAGAGUGAGUUAGCUCUCCUCCGAGGGGAUAAUAAGAAGUACGAGAUGGAGAAGCGUUCCUUCGAUGAUCAGCGCAAGAUGCUCGCAUCGGAAAAGGAGAAGGCUACUGGCAGACUUAGAGAAGUACAGGCUGAGGUUGUAGCUCUCAAAUCUCAACAAUCACAGCUUCAGCGUGAGGCAGAAGAUGCGAAGAGGAUUCUUCAGGCUCGACUUUCCGAAGAUGCGCAAGCAGAUCAAAAUCGCCAGGUCUUGGAAAGCCAAAUCAAGGACUUGAAAGGCGAAUUAUACAACAUCCAGAUGGAGUUGAGUAGGGAGCGACAGUCCCGCGAUGAUGUCCUACUCCUUGGCGAACACAAGUAUCAAACCUUGAAGGAUGAAUACGAAGAACUCAAAGAGUCCAAAAUCACGAUCGAGAAAGAACUCUACGCGCAACAAGACACCUUGCGGAGGACCCUGGAAGCCCGAACAACAGCUGAAAAAGAGCGAGAUGAAGCAAGACAAGAAAUUCGAAGGCUUCGAGCUGCCAAGUCACAAGCUGAAGAAGCUCGCCGAGAGGCUGAGGUUGCUGGCGAGCGUGCUGCAUCCCGUGUUGCCAAGGACCGCGAGCACAGCCUUCGACAAGAUCUUGAUGCGGCUCAAGAGCGAUUAAGGUGGUUCGAAGCAGAAUGUGCGAAGCUCAACAAGCAGGUCGAGGAUCUCAAUAAGAUGAUCCUGUCCUCUGGUAACUUUGGAUUAAAGAAUGACCAGGCUAAGGAACGACUUGAACGAGAACUCCACACUGUCAAGAGCCGUUUAACUGCUUCGGAAAAUGACAACCGUGCAUUGCUUAACAAGUUGCAACAGAAGGGUUUGGAAAUCGCUCGUUCGAGCUCAAGAGCCAGUGAAGCAUCCCGUGGGCAGCUGCAAUUCCUUCAACGUGAGAAGACGAGACUGGAUGAACAGAACAACAAGCUGAACAAACAACUCGGCGAGUCACAAAUCACGAUUGCCUCCUUGGAAAAGAAGCUCGAAAAGCUGCAACUGAAUCUCGAGGAUCUGAACCAUGAAGUUGCCCGAGAGGUCAAGACAAGCCGUAAUGCAGAAAAGUUGUCAUCCAACUUCACAGUGCAGCUUGCCGAAGCAAAUCGCAAUGUCGAAUCAGAACGUCAACUGCGUACUCAGGCUCAGGGAACCGUGCGCACGCUCCAAGCAACCCUUGAUUCUCGAGAUAAGGAAUUGACUGAGCUCCGGGCUCAAAUGCUCAAGGUCCUGAAGACUGUCGAUCCAGCAGCUGUGCCCAAUAUUGAGGUUGAUGGUACCAAUGAGAGGGUCUGGAGCCAGAACUUCGAUUUGGUUAGGAAGAUUGAGGAUUUGCAACAGAACCUCCGCGUACAGACUGCAGCACGAUCCAAUGCGGAAGCACAGCUUGCUGAUCUAAGAGCUUCGAGGAACGACACCCCGAGCCGACCUAAACUUGAGGAGAUCGACCUUAAUGAGGCACCCUUCAAUGGCUCGCCCACCCAGAGGCGCAAUAAGAUGAAUGGACGCAAGAUCUCGAACACCUCUACGCCUACUCGACGGUUCAAUAACAAUGAGCCAGAUCCUGUCCAUGAUUCUCUUCGCUCAGAACGGACUGCAGACAUUUUGAGUUUCAACAACCGCAUGGAUCUCAAGACCGAGCUAGAGGAACUUCAAAACCAGCUGCAGCUCGCACAACUGCAGAACCGCCACCUUCAGAGCCAACUGGAUCGAGCAACCCCGGGACCUGAAACCUACUCUUCAGAUAGCCCAUCUGCGAGGCGGGUUCAGAAACUCGAGAAGGCGAAUAGUCGUCUACAUGACAUGCUCGACGAUUCUGCUAAGAAAGUAUCGGCGUUGGAGAAAACAAUACGGACUGGCCAAUUAUCUCUGCAUGAUAUCCAGACCCGUUCUCACGAAGAGAUCCUUGACCUACUUAACAGCCAGGAAGAUUCAAGGCGAUCGCUCCUUCACAGCCAUAAAGAUGCUGUGGCCGAGCUGACAGACGUCAAAGAGCACUUCGACAAGCUCAGGCACGAUCGAGCCAAGCUCGAAGUGGAUCUGCGCGAUGCAAAGUCCGACCUUCAGGAAAUGGCUCUUGCAAGAGAACAAGAAGCAAGCAGCCGCAGCCAGUUGCUGCAGGAGUUCUCUGACCUCCAGAUAAGACUGGACGCCGAGACCUCCAAGCUUGCAGAUGUCACUGCCAGUCUCAAUCUAUACAAAAGCCGUGCAGACGAAUACUUUGGGAAGCUUGAGCAGGCCGAAAUAGCCGUACUCAAGGCCAACCGAGCCGAACAGUUCGCAAGAACGCAAGCUAAGGAAGCUGAGGAUACCUACGCAACAGUCAUGGCAGAGCGGAAGAAGAUGGAUGGCAUGGUCGAGAACCUUCAACGCCAGCAGCAACGUCUAGAGGAGAAGAUCGAAGACAUGUCUACGGACCUCGAGGCAGUGACACAAGCCAAGAAGCGGUUGCAACAUGAACUUGAGGAUUACCGAAAUCAACGUGCGAUGGACAUUGAAGACACCGAGUCAAGUAUGGAGCAGACCAGGAAGAAGUACCAAGCAGAGUUCGCGACACUCACCAAGGAACUUGACCUAGCCAGAGAAGAGAAACUCUUUAAGCAGGCCGAAAUCACUCGGCUCCGCGAAGAGCUUGAUGACCUCCGCUCUAAGUGGGAUGAUGAGGUGCUCAAUAGCUCUACUUGGUCCAAGGAGAAGUCACGUCUCGAGGCCACGCUUUCUGAUGUCAUGUCUUCACGCGACGAAGCUGUCAAUGCCCAUAACGAUGCCCAAGGCAAGAUAGUGAAUCUACUAUCUCAAGUCCGCACUCUCCGAUCUUCAGUAGACGAUGUUGCUGCGGAGCGUGAUGCGCUUAUUCGCGAAAAGCGCAGCCUGGAAGUCCGUCUCGAGGAAGCCAAGGCUGGGCUUGAUGACCUUGCUAAAGGCGACAGCCCGUCACUUCGCAAUGCGGCAAACAUUGACAAGGAAAUUCUUGAGCUCAAGUCCAACCUUGCGCAGCAGGAGGAUAUUGCUGCUGCUGCAGUGGAGAAGAUGAGGCGUGCUGAGGCGCUUGCUUCUGAAGUGCAGAAGGACAUCACCGUAGAGAGAGAAGCUAGUGUUCAACUUCAAAAGGAGAAGGCUGCACUGGAAAAGUCACUGAACGAAGUCCAGGUCAAACUUGUUGAUUUGGAGACAAAGGGGUACUCGAGCGCUAGUCAGGAUAUUAAAUUCUUGCACAAACGAAUCCAGGAGCUCGAGUCACAGCUUGAGGUCCAGGAAACUGAGCGAAGCAAGUCUCAACGAUCGGUCCGUAAUGUGGAUCGCGUUGUCAAAGACCUACAAGGUCAAAUUGAUCGCAAGGAGAAGCAGAACUCGCAAAUGCAGGAUGACCUGAGCCGCAUGCGAGACAAAGUCGAUAAGCUGCUCAAGACAAUUGACGAACUCCAGUCCUCAGAGUCCACCAACCAGCUAAGUGCGCGCCGAGCUGAGCGGGAACUGCGAGAGGAGAAGGAGAAGAGCCUCAGACUCGAGCGCGAGCUCGAGGGCUGGAAGCAUAUUCGUAUGGAGAAAGGCUCUGCACUCGGUAGUGUGGCCGGUAGCGUCAUUGGCUACGGAAGCAUGAGGAGGAAUGGUACCAUGAGCACCAUGCGGUCGACUUUGACGAGCAGCGAGAAUGAUGAUGCGUCUAUUCACGGGGUCGAGAUCCCAAAGCGAAAGAGCAGCAUUAGUCGUGUGCCGAGUCUGACCAAGGGGUUUUUGUAA